AUGUCGUUCAUUAAUAAUGUAAAGCGGUCGAAGCCGUUGCAGGGUCUUAUCGUGAUAGCCUUGUUUAUUGCAGCCUAUUUCUUGAUCUUCUCAGGACUGGCCAGCGAUUCGUACACCCCUGAGGAAAUCAAUUCUAUGCUUCAGAACAAAAAUGAUGCCGUAGAGGUGGCCAAAGUGGAACUUUUACCGCAGGCGAUCAAGGCACCAUAUUUAGAGAAAUCGAACUAUAAGUCCAAGAACUGGGACUUGAAGGGUAACACCAUUGUGAAGAACAAUGACUACAUCAGACUCACAGGAGAUAUCCAGAGACAGACUGGGAACAUCUUUUCCAAAUUCCCUAUAAAGGCGGAGUCAUUUGAAAUGGAGUUGACCUUCCACAUCCACGGUAAGACGAACAACGGGUUUGUUGGUGACGGAAUGGCCAUCUGGUUUCUUGACAAGCCAUCUGAUAUUGGUGAUGUGUUCGGAGCACAGAACAACUUCAAUGGUUUGGGAAUCAUGAUUGAUACUUAUAAAAAUGGUAAGAGAGGACUGUUCCCUUACGUGAAUAUCAUGAUGGGUAAUGGCCAGUUGCACUACGAUAAAGAUACCGAUGGGUUCGAGACCAGAAUUGCCGGGUGCAAGGCACACGAAUUGCUCAAUCCCAAGUCUCAGAAGUCGAGGGCCAGAAUAGUUUACGUUCAGGAUGGGUACUUCUCGUUAGACUUCGAUUAUAACGGAAAUGGUGAAGAAUGGCAUAAUUGUGUUACCUUAACAAAGAUCAUGUUACCUCCAGUUAAAUACUUAGGAUUAUCAGCAGAGACUGGUGGAUUAUCAGCAGCCCAUGAUGUCUUAGAAAACAAAAUGUAUGAGCUAUUCAAUCCGGAUGGAACCCCUGUGAAAUCGAUUCAAGAAUUGGAAAAGCUUGUUGCGAAGCAAGCCACCCCUGGUGAAGAUGAACAAUUCCUUGACGAGCAAGUGGAAGAGGACCCAGUAGCAGAGAAGAGGGGAGGUGGUAGACACAGAUUUAUCCCAAGGAAAAGACUCGACCCCAAGAAAAGAAGAAAGACCGUUUCCAGACUUCUUUCUGCAGAAAAGAGACUUAAAGAAAGAGAACGUCAAUUGAGAUUAGAAAAGUACGGUGAUGCUGAAACUACGUUUUUCACUCAUAUGUUGGGCAAAAUAUGGAAGGUUACCAUCUAUUUCAUCUACUUCGUCCUUGUAGUGCUUGCAUUGUGGUUUGUUAGGAUAGUGUACCGUGUUCAAAGGCAGAAAGGCAAGCCAAAGACCACCGGCUUAUUAGAUUAG
Dujonia railenensis is the source of this 1287-nucleotide messenger RNA. Lineage: Eukaryota; Fungi; Ascomycota; Pichiomycetes; Serinales; Debaryomycetaceae. The record is from the annotation of a GenBank genome assembly.